Messenger RNA from Hibiscus syriacus, 537 nucleotides. Its product is annotated as 40S ribosomal protein S27-2-like. Lineage: Eukaryota; Viridiplantae; Streptophyta; Magnoliopsida; Malvales; Malvaceae. Gene Ontology annotation, cellular component: ribosome; cytosolic small ribosomal subunit. Gene Ontology annotation, molecular function: RNA binding; structural constituent of ribosome. The coding region runs from base 88 to 348 and encodes 86 amino acids. The record is from RefSeq and is a predicted model, not a curated record. The transcript has 4 exons. Gene Ontology annotation, biological process: translation; ribosomal small subunit assembly.
CCAAAAUCCAAAUCCCAAACCCUAACCUAAAAUCCUUCACUCAGCGCUGCUGUCGACCUUCAAGCUUUCAUUCCGCAAACUGCAAACAUGGUUCUUCAAAACGAUGUCGAUCUGUUGAACCCUCCAGCCGAGCUCGAGAAGAAGAAGCACAAGCUCAAGCGUCUCGUUCAGUCACCCAAUUCCUUCUUCAUGGAUGUCAAAUGUCAAGGCUGCUUCAACAUAACGACCGUAUUUAGCCACUCCCAAACUGUUGUGGUGUGUGGAAACUGCCAGACGGUUCUAUGCCAGCCAACCGGUGGUAGAGCUAGGCUCACUGAAGGCUGCUCUUUCAGGAAGAAGGGCGACUAAAUCUGAUCCGGUUGCGACGAUUGGAGGAAGAGUUUUGUAUGCUCCCAAUCUGGUUACCUUUUUGCUGUGUUUAAAAUGACUUUAUUUUAGCAGCAGCAUGAGGAGUUCUAGAAAGACUAUAUAUGUGCUACUGUUCUUGAUUUACUGGAUGGUUUUUGGUUUUAAUGAAUGUUGAGUUGCAUUUGAUUG